Molecule: messenger RNA, 792 nt
Organism: Phaeoacremonium minimum UCRPA7
Lineage: Eukaryota; Fungi; Ascomycota; Sordariomycetes; Togniniales; Togniniaceae
Product: putative matrix metalloproteinase-11 protein
Exons: 2
Coding region: 1-792 (263 amino acids)
Molecular function (GO): metallopeptidase activity
Source: RefSeq, a predicted model, not a curated record
AUGGCUUCAGUUGGUCCUUCCACCAAAGAUAUACUGUUGGAUGCCGUCGAGCAGACUCUCGGCGAGUCAGCUCUCGAGACCAUUGAACCCGUUGAAGUCAAGGCGCCCCUUGAUGCGCCAGAGGUUCAUGAGAAACCCAUAUGCAUCACGCAGACACCCAUCCCACGCAAUCUCAGAAACGGCCCUUCGGAUAUCGUCGUUGGACUUGCGGCCGAGUGCCCUCGUUGGGUGCCCGGCUCGGUGAUUAAAUGGGCUGCUUGGAGAGCUGGUUUCAAUAGUCAAGAAGAUGCUGACCAUGCUGCCGAACACCUUGCAAUAGCUGCAGAGAAGUGGAACAGUGCCAAUGUUGGCGUGACUUUCGAAUGGGUGCCUCUGGCGAAGGAUGCAACUUUUGUCCUCUGCCACGGCGGCUCUCAAGGAACGGUCCUAGCAUCCGCUUUCUUCCCAAACUCGAAUGAUCUCAACUACGUAUUUGUCUAUACUUAUGGGUUUAACAAGAACUGGAAGAACAACAUGUGGAAGGUCUUCACCCAUGAGUUGGGACACGUCUUGGGUCUUCGACAUGAAUUUGCAAUUGGAGACGUUCCCUCCGACAUGCAUACAGAGGGUCACGGAGCCGUUCGACUAGGUAAACCUGACGAGUACUCCGUGAUGAACUACCGAAACGAGCCACCGGAGCUCCAACAGUCCGACAUUGACUCCACACGAGUAUUCUAUGGUCUGCGUGAGGAUGACGACGGGAAUCUGCCCAAGGUCGGCAUGACACCUGUCGUCGACUACACUCCUCGUUGA